AUGCUGCAGGAGAGAGCUUCAGCUGUGACAAAUGACUUGAAGAUCCAGGUCCAAACCAGUGGGGAGACAGAUGUACCAGAACAGCCACCACUUGGCCUGUCCACAGCUGCAGGCAUGCCCAGCUCCUCGAGGCCCGAGCAGAACACGGAGACCCUGAAGGUAGCUCUUCAUGAGAAGGAACUGUGGCAGAAGUUUCAUGAAGCUGACACGGAGAUGAUAAUCACAAAAGCAGGAAGGAGGAUGUUUCCCAGCUUCAAGGUCAAAGUGAUGGGUAUGAACCCCAAAACCAAAUACAUUCUUCUUACUGACAUAAUCCCAGCAGAUGACCACCGAUACAAAUUCUGUGACAAUAAGUGGAUGGUGGCUGGCAAAGCGGAGACCACGAUGCCAGGCAGACUCUAUGUACAUCCCGAUUCCCCUGCAACUGGAGCUCAUUGGAUGAGGCAGCUGGUGUCAUUUCAGAAGCUAAAGCUCACAAACAAUCAUCUGGACUGUUUUGGUCAUAUCAUCCUGAAUUCCAUGCACAAGUACCAACCCAGACUUCACAUAGUGAAAGCUGAUGAAAACAAUGCCUUUGGAUCAAAGAACACUGCCUACUGCACUCAUGUUUUUCAUGAGACAGCUUUUAUUUCAGUAACUUCUUAUCAGAAUCACAAGAUCACUCAGCUGAAAAUAGAAAACAAUCCAUUUGCCAAAGGGUUUCGAGGCAGCGAAGAAAGAGAUCUGCAUGUUUCCAGACUCAACAGGAGAGAAUAUCCAGUCAUAUCAAAGGACAUGGAUGAAAGGACCAUCUCAUCUCAUGGCAACCUUUCAGGAAAACUUCAAGGAGUUUUAGCCGGGCACACUCCAGUCCUGUCUUCAUAUCAGCAUGAGCCUGGUCUCCCUUUGUCUACUUCAGAAUCCAGUGAUGCUCUCUCAAGUCGUUUCCCUCAAAGCAAAGAUCCAAGCCUUACAUAUCACUGCAUCAAACACAGAGAUAAUAGUGGACACAUGGAGCGUGAAUGUAAGAGACCAUACCUGGAGACAUCUUCUGUGGUGUCAGAAGAGCAUUAUUUCCAUUCACCUCCUUCUCAUGAGUCACCCUUACAGUCUCAUUCAUACUGCACCGAGGCAAUAGCUUCCAGAGAUGCUUGCAUGUACGACUGUAUGGAAACUAAGUUUGAGUCAGGGAUGGUAACAAAAGAUGACAUAACUAACUCUCCGUCGCUUAACUGUAACAUGUGGACUACAGCGCAGCCUUACCUUCAUUACAGUGUUGAUGGUGUCUCGUACCAACCCUUGACCCCUCACUUCACCAACUCUGUGGUGCCACACUCUGUAUCAUCAAUGAUCUCACAACCACCACAGGCUGACGUGGGGUUUUACCAUUCAGCUCCAAUCCAAAGAAGUGUUCCCAUCAUAACUCCAUCACCCUCAUCUUCAUUAUACUCUCCUGCUGUUCUUGUUUCCAGGAAUACAUCCAACAAUCCACCUCUGUAUCAGCCAGGAUCACCUCUCCAGCCUCAAAAAGAUUUCUCUGCCUGCUCCACCCAUGGAGCUAUAUCCAUCCACAAUUCAUCUUAUCAGUAA
Nematolebias whitei (Rio pearlfish) is the source of this 1569-nucleotide messenger RNA. It is a transcript of the gene tbx4, whose product is annotated as T-box transcription factor 4. The transcript is spliced from 8 exons. Gene Ontology annotation, biological process: cell fate specification; angiogenesis; regulation of transcription by RNA polymerase II. The record is from RefSeq and is a predicted model, not a curated record. Gene Ontology annotation, cellular component: nucleus. NCBI's taxonomy places the organism in Eukaryota, Metazoa, Chordata, Actinopteri, Cyprinodontiformes, Rivulidae. Gene Ontology annotation, molecular function: RNA polymerase II cis-regulatory region sequence-specific DNA binding; DNA-binding transcription factor activity, RNA polymerase II-specific. The coding region runs from base 1 to 1569 and encodes 522 amino acids.